UAUAAUUAUUGCGAACUAGUUGAUGUACAAUGUGCAGUGCUGGCAAAUGCCGUACCGAAGACAGUAGCUCUUGCUGCAGCCCUGGUCUAUUUUGUUGUCUUGGAAUCGCUCGCAAUAAUUAACAAAUAUGGAUCAAAUAUUGUUUCCCACCCAACAGAAAAACAAUUCGCUAAGCGACAGCGAUGAGGUGGAUCUUAAAUUCUUCAACACCGCCUCGGACAACCGCAAGGACAGCGAAACCUCGGAUAGUGGCGAGGGCAGCGCCAACAUCAAUGAUGCGGACACAGAAUUUAAGUUUGACAAAAACGAUGGCGACUCCGGAGAGCCACCACAAAAAAAGCAAAAGAGCAAGAAGGAGCUAGAGGAGGAGGAGCGGGAACGCAUGCAGGUGCUCGUUUCUAACUUUACGGAGGAGCAACUGGAUCGGUAUGAAAUGUACCGCCGCUCGGCAUUUCCUAAGGCCGCCGUUAAACGUCUAAUGCAAACGAUUACUGGGUGCUCUGUGUCCCAAAAUGUGGUCAUAGCCAUGUCCGGCAUAGCCAAGGUGUUUGUCGGCGAAGUGGUGGAGGAGGCGCUCGAUGUCAUGGAGGCCCAGGGCGAAUCGGGCGCUCUGCAACCCAAGUUUAUACGGGAGGCGGUGCGCCGAUUGCGCACCAAGGGACGCAUGCCCAUUGGACGUAUACAAAAGCCCUACUUUAGACUAAUCUGAAGCGACACUCAGUAUUCAAAUCAACCAAUACUUGCUGCAGUUCGCAAUCCAUCUAGUAAUUGUCAAUUAGUCGUAAGUUAAUGUAAGCAAAUGCACAAAAAGUCUUCGACAUUA
Scaptodrosophila lebanonensis is the source of this 823-nucleotide messenger RNA. It is a transcript of the gene Taf11, whose product is annotated as transcription initiation factor TFIID subunit 11. Gene Ontology annotation, biological process: transcription initiation at RNA polymerase II promoter; RNA polymerase II preinitiation complex assembly. The coding region runs from base 128 to 709 and encodes 193 amino acids. The transcript is spliced from 3 exons. Gene Ontology annotation, cellular component: transcription factor TFIID complex; nucleus. Gene Ontology annotation, molecular function: transcription coactivator activity; protein heterodimerization activity. NCBI's taxonomy places the organism in Eukaryota, Metazoa, Arthropoda, Insecta, Diptera, Drosophilidae. The record is from RefSeq and is a predicted model, not a curated record.